Molecule: messenger RNA, 5926 nt
Organism: Tupaia belangeri chinensis (Chinese tree shrew)
Lineage: Eukaryota; Metazoa; Chordata; Mammalia; Scandentia; Tupaiidae
Gene: ANKRD50
Product: ankyrin repeat domain 50
Exons: 4
Coding region: 722-5008 (1428 amino acids)
Molecular function (GO): protein binding
Source: RefSeq, a predicted model, not a curated record
CGUCUUAAAACCAAGAAACCUGUGAACAGGUUUAUUAAGAAUCUGCUAUCUUGAAAAAUGCAUUUUAUGAAAGCUUUGAAUUAAGAAGGUGUUAACAGUGGUCUGUCGUUUCUGCCACUUAAGAGACUGUAAUCUGAAACAGUCCCCUGGCAGUUGCCCAGAUGUCUGAAACUAGCAAGAACUAGUACUUUUGAGUGAUCAUCCUUCAUCAAGAAACACAGAGCUAUCCACAUCCUGUAUAAAUCUAAUCUCUCUGAUGACAUUAGUAUAAUGGACAGCUUUUCUGCCUCUAAUUUUCAGAUACAGAAUUAACACUUGAAAUUUGGAGAAGUUUAUACAAACUGUGAUAGGGCUUUCUCUUUCGUUUUCCAGAUGUAUUGUCUCAUCUGUAUACUUGAAACAUCUACAAUCACAUAAGCUCCAGAUGUGACUAUGGAGUUACGUGACCUCUCAAGAUAUAGGGGAAAUAGUGGCUGAGCGUUGGAACUGGGCCUUUUCCCAUCCGUUCUACAAUUAAACUGAUACGUUUUCUGCCAAUCAAGAAUAAGGAGCCAAGUGAUGCACAGUCUAUUGUCAGAUGGACUCUGUGGCUGUUGAAUUUUACUGUGACUGGUUAUUUUGUCAUUCAAAGUCAGUUUAAUGCAACUUAGGUCCUAAUGGAUGUAAAGACCUGUGUUGACAUUUCCUGAUUCUAGCUCAUGUUGAAGAUAAAAAGCCUAUUAUGACUAAUCCUUGGGAAGAGAAAGUCUGCAAGAUGGCUCAAACGAGUUUAUUGCAAGGGAAGCAGUUUUACUGUAGGGAGUGGGUUUUCCACAAGCUUCAGCAUUGCCUCCAGGAGAAAACCAACAGCUGCAAUAGUGCUGUCAACACACCAUCCCUUGUCAUGAAUUCUGGGAAUAAUGCUAGUGCUGUCUCUGGAAAAGGAGCUGCCUGGGGGGUGUUGUUGGUGGGAGGGCCUGGCAGUGGCAAGACAGCCCUGUGUACUGAGCUCUUAUGGCCAAGUUCACCUACAAGCGUGCAGAGAGGUUUACACCGGCAGGCUUUGGCCUUUCAUUUUUGCAAAGCCCAGGACUCUGAUACUUUGUGUGUUGGAGGGUUUAUCAGAAGUCUUGUUGCCCAGAUCUGCCGCAGUGGACUUCUCCAAGGAUAUGAGGACAAGCUAAGGGACCCGGCAGUCCAGAGCCUCUUACAGCCUGGGGAAUGUGAAAGGAACCCAGCUGAAGCAUUUAAAAGGUGCGUUCUGCUCCCCCUUUUGGGAAUGAAGCCCCCCCAGCAGAGCCUCUACCUGCUCGUUGACUCUGUGGAUGAAGGGUGUAACGUAAGUGAAGGGGAACAGACGUCGACCAGCCUGUCUGGGACCGUUGCAGAGCUAUUAGCUGGUCACCAUGAGUUCUUCCCGCCAUGGCUGUUGCUUCUCUGCUCUGCCCGCAAACAGAGUAAGGCUGUUACCAAGAUGUUUACUGGUUUUCGAAAAAUAAGCUUAGAUGACCUUCGGAAGGCAUAUAUCGUCAAGGAUGUGCAACAGUACAUUCUUCAUCGUUUAGACCAAGAAGAAGCUUUGCGACAACACCUUACAAAAGAAACUGCAGAGAUGUUAAAUCAACUGCACAUCAAAAGCAGUGGAUGUUUUCUUUACCUAGAACGAGUUCUAGAUGGAGUUGUAGAAAACUUUAUUAUGUUAAGAGAGAUUCGUGACAUCCCAGGAACUCUGAAUGGUCUCUAUCUCUGGCUAUGCCAAAGACUUUUUGUGAGAAAACAGUUUGCAAAGGUUCAGCCUAUUUUGAAUGUGAUUCUUGCAGCCUGCCGACCUUUGACCAUAACGGAAUUGUAUCAUGCUGUAUGGACCAAAAAUAUGUCUCUAACCUUGGAAGACUUCCAACGCAAGUUAGAUGUCCUCUCCAAACUUCUUGUCGAUGGGUUAGGAAAUACGAAAAUACUGUUUCAUUAUAGUUUUGCAGAGUGGCUUCUGGACGUGAAGCACUGUACUCAGAAGUAUUUAUGUAAUGCUGCAGAAGGACACAGGAUGUUGGCGAUGAGUUAUACCUGUCAAGCCAAGAACUUGACACCAUUGGAAGCACAAGAAUUUGCGUUGCACUUAAUCAAUUCCAACCUACAAUUAGAGACGGCCGAGUUGGCUCUGUGGAUGAUAUGGAAUGGUACACCUGUCAGAGACUCUCUGUCUACUUUAAUACCCAAGGAACAAGAAGUGCUACAGCUGUUGGUCAAAGCUGGUGCUCAUGUCAACAGUGAGGAUGACCGCACAUCCUGCAUAGUUCGGCAAGCCUUAGAGAGAGAGGAUUCUAUCCGGACAUUGUUGGACAACGGAGCGUCAGUAAAUCAAUGUGAUUCAAAUGGGAGAACCUUACUGGCCAAUGCUGCAUACAGUGGCAAUCUUGAUGUGGUGAACUUACUUGUGUCUAGGGGGGCAGAUCUGGAGAUAGAAGAUGCCCAUGGCCAUACAGCCCUCACCCUAGCUGCUCGACAAGGACAUACCAAGGUGGUGAAUUGUUUAAUUGGGUGUGGAGCAGAUAUUAAUCACACUGAUCAGGACGGCUGGACAGCAUUAAGAUCUGCUGCGUGGGGCGGCCAUACCGAGGUAGUUUCCGCACUACUUUACGCAGGCGUGAAAGUGGAUUGUGCGGAUGCUGACAGCCGGACGGCUUUGAGAGCCGCGGCAUGGGGAGGACAUGAGGACAUUGUUCUGAAUUUGCUACAACAUGGUGCUGAAGUUAACAAAGCCGAUAAUGAAGGGAGAACUGCUUUGAUCGCAGCGGCGUACAUGGGACACAGAGAGAUUGUGGAACACCUGCUGGACCACGGCGCAGAAGUAAAUCACGAGGACGUUGAUGGCAGGACUGCGCUCUCUGUCGCUGCACUGUGUGUGCCCGCAAGUAAAGGGCAUGCGUCAGUAGUCAGCCUUUUAAUCGACCGAGGUGCUGAAGUGGACCACUGUGACAAAGACGGUAUGACCCCCCUGCUUGUAGCAGCCUAUGAAGGCCAUGUAGACGUGGUGGACUUGCUUCUGGAGGGGGGAGCAGAUGUCGAUCACACAGAUAACAAUGGUCGGACACCCCUCCUCGCAGCAGCUUCGAUGGGCCAUGCUUCAGUCGUGAACACGCUUUUGUUUUGGGGUGCAGCUGUGGAUAGCAUCGAUAGUGAAGGGAGGACGGUCCUCAGCAUCGCGUCAGCCCAGGGGAACGUGGAGGUGGUGCGGACUCUGCUGGAUAGAGGGUUAGAUGAAAAUCACCGGGAUGAUGCUGGCUGGACGCCUUUGCACAUGGCAGCUUUUGAAGGUCACAGAUUAAUAUGCGAAGCGCUCAUCGAACAAGGUGCUAGAACAAACGAGAUCGACAACGAUGGGCGAAUCCCUUUCAUCUUAGCUUCGCAGGAGGGGCAUUAUGACUGUGUUCAGAUAUUACUGGAGAACAAAUCCAACAUCGAUCAGAGAGGCUACGAUGGGAGAAACGCGCUGCGGGUCGCUGCCUUAGAAGGGCACAGGGACAUUGUUGAACUGCUGUUCAGCCACGGAGCUGAUGUUAACUACAAAGAUGCCGAUGGCAGGCCCACGCUUUAUAUCUUGGCCUUAGAAAACCAGCUCACCAUGGCCGAAUAUUUUCUAGAAAAUGGUGCAAACGUCGAAGCAAGCGAUGCUGAAGGAAGAACGGCACUUCACGUUUCCUGCUGGCAGGGCCACAUGGAGAUGGUGCAGGUCCUGAUCGCCUACCACGCCGACGUCAAUGCGGCGGACAAUGAAAAGCGCUCGGCCUUGCAGUCUGCAGCCUGGCAGGGCCACGUGAAGGUGGUCCAGCUCCUCAUUGAGCACAGUGCCGUGGUCGACCACACCUGUAACCAGGGCGCCACUGCACUCUGCAUCGCGGCCCAGGAGGGACACAUCGACGUCGUCCAGGUUCUGUUAGAGCAUGGUGCUGACCCAAACCAUGCAGACCAGUUUGGACGCACUGCUAUGCGCGUGGCAGCCAAAAAUGGACAUUCUCAGAUAAUUAAGUUAUUGGAGAAAUACGGUGCAUCUAGCCUGAAUGGCUGCUCUCCAUCCCCUGUUCACACCAUGGAGCAGAAACCUCUGCAGUCGGUGUCUUCCAAAAUGCAGUCGCUAACCAUUAAGUCGAACAGCUCUGGUAGUACUGGUGCAGGGGACAUGCAGCCUUCACUGCGCGGGUUGCCCAACGGGCCAGCUCACGCAUUCAGUUCUCCUUCCGAAUCUCCAGAUUCUACAGUGGAUCGGCAGAAGUCAUCGCUGUCAAAUAAUUCCCUGAAAAGCUCAAAAAAUUCGUCUUUGAGAACAACGUCGUCCACAGCCACGGCUCAGACAGUGCCCAUCGACAGCUUUCACAGUUUGUCGUUUACAGAGCAAAUUCAGCAGCACUCGUUGCCACGCAGCAGAAGCCGACAGUCGAUUGUUUCCCCGUCCUCCACCACACAGUCCUUGGGCCAGAGUCACAACUCACCCAGCAGUGAGUUUGAGUGGAGUCAGGUGAAGCCCAGUCUGAAGUCGACUAAAGCAAAUAAAGGGAAAUCAGAAAACUCCAACAAAUCGGGGUCCGCUGGGAAAAAAGCUAAACAGAGUAACUCUUCCCAGCCCAAGGUUUUAGAAUACGAGAUGACUCAGUUUGAUAAAAGAGGACCUACGGCCACAUCCGGGAUGGGCGCACCCCCUAAGCAAACCCCGGCAGACUCUCAGUGCAAAAUUGUGAUCCCUGCAGCGCAGCAGGAAAUCGGCCGAUCUCAACAGCAGUUUCUGAUUCACCAACAAAGUGGGGAACAGAAGAAGAGAAAUGGAAUAAUGACAAAUCCAAAUUACCAUCUGCAGAGCAACCAGGUGUUCCUCGGCAGAGUUUCAGUCCCCCGAACAAUACAAGACAGAGGGCAUCAGGAAGUGUUAGAGGGCUACCCUUCCUCAGAGACAGAAUUAAGCCUUAAACAAGCCCUGAAGCUUCAGAUCGAGGGUUCGGAUCCUAGCUUCAACUACAAAAAGGAAACACCCUUAUAAAAGUUUCCUAUUCUGUGAAACAGAAGACAUUGUGAUUGGAGCGGUUCUUCAGCUACUGGAUGAAAAUAUAAAAUGCCUGUUCAUUUGCUGAAAACAAACAUAAAAUGAAGAAUGUGAUAUCUGCAGUACAGUUACCUUAAUUACUGUAAUGUGCCUAAAUAGUAAGGCUGCCUUCUCAGUGUAACCCUCUGUGCUUAAAUUGUUUUCAUUUUGUGUGCUUUGUAUUCACUACACAAGAAUAAGCACUUUUUAAAAAAUGCAGGCAUAUACUGCAGUUCCCUGAUAAAAGCUGAAAAAAAUUUUGAGUAUUUUAAGAUUUGAUAAAUGUGCAUGUGCCAUGGUCAAAUAUAUACGAAAAGGCAGUGUUCCUUGUAUUUAUUUUUUUUUUCUUUUUGUGGCAAAAGAAAUUUAAGCAUACUGUGUCACAUUUACAUCGUAGCGUAUGGCCUGUUUCUUGUAUCUUAAACAAUGUUAAAUAAAUGUUGUAACUGUUCUAUGUUCUCUAUACCUUCAGCAUUGGAAAAAAAAAUGAGUUUCUACAUAAAUGCCACAUUGAAGUGAAAAAAUGGUUUCUUGGCAGAUUUUUUUCUUUUUAACUAAUUUCUAGUAGUUUAGGGAGCUGCUCUGAGUAGUUUAAAUCUGGGUUUUCCCAGUAGAGUCCUCCUCAUCUCUGACUAAAUGUGUCAGACAGACAACCAACCAGGCUGUAGGCAGAACAACGUUCAGUUUCAUUCACUGGAAUGCAAUUUCACCUUCCACUCACUUGUCAUUCCACCUCCAAGACUGUGGACUAUCAUUCCUGAGGCUUGUAAAUUCUCAGGGACAGAGCCAUGCCUCAGUCACAUGUGCAAAGGGAGAUGCACCUGUCUAAAAGUAAAUUUUCUUUUUUUUUUUUUUUAAGAGAGUUUUUUUUGUUGU